UUUUCUUUCACAUAUUUUCGUAAAUAUUGAAUUAUUUCGGCCGCAGUGGGACGAUACUAAAAUAAAAAUUUAGUUUAUCUUUGAUACAUUAAAUAAUAUUUUAGAGCAGUUAAAACAUUUUUAUUUUCUUUUCUAAGGAUUACAUAAAAAUACAUAAUGUCGACACUAAUUGAAGACGAACAAAUGAACAAUCAGCGACUUUUGCCACGGAUAGCCUUAAUAGCUUGUGGGUCCUUCAGUCCGCCGACACCAAUGCAUUUUCGCAUGUUCGAAAUUGCGCGUGAUUAUUUCACUACCCAACGUACACAUCAUGUGGUUGGCGGCAUCGUAUCUCCCACUCAUGAUUCGUAUCAGAAAAAAGGACUUGUUCCGGGCACACAUCGAUUUGCUAUGCUGAAGUUGGCGUUACAAUCAUCAACAUGGAUAAGGGCAUCAAACUGGGAAAUUGAACAAUCGGAGUGGUCGCGCACGCUCUCCGUUUUGCAGUAUCAUCAAAACUAUAUGAAUAACUAUGUCAACUCACCGCCAGAUAAUGAAAUUAAUGGUGCAUUACCUGGUUGGUUGCCGCCGAAUUUACGUGAGCGGCAGGACGGUGUGCAACUGAAACUGUUGUGCGGUGCGGACUUGUUGGAAUCGUUUGCAGUGCCAGGGCUGUGGGCAGAUAAAGAUAUUGAAGACAUUGUGGGCAAUCAUGGUCUUGUGGUGAUCACACGCUAUGGCGCUAAUCCCGAAAAAUUCAUUUUCGAAUCAGAUUUGUUGACCAAAUAUCAAAAAAAUAUAACAUUGAUCACGAAUUGGGUGCCGAACGAAGUCAGUUCUACAAUGAUACGCCGCCUUAUAUCACGCGGACAGUCUGUAAAAUAUUUGCUCGAUGAUAGGAUUAUCGAUUACAUUCAAAUGCAAGGGCUAUUCAACUGUAAAACUUUCAAUUUAGAUAAUCGUAAGCCGCCAAGUUUGAAUGUCUUUUGUUGCGGCGACAGUGAGGCCAACGCCGCCGCAAAGAAGUUACUACCGAGUCGCAAUGGGCCAGGGCAAGUAGUGCAAGUGAUAACGACUGAAUCGGGUACCAAAAUAUCAACGGAGGUGGUGGACUAUACAAGUGGCGGAAGUGACGAGUCUGUUGCUAAAAAAAAAAAAACAGCUCCGGUGAAUGUUUAAACUCGGCGAUAGAAAGUCGUCCUUGACCCUAGGAAAAUUCGUAGAAGUGGUGAUGCUAUCCAACAAAGGCUGUAACGAGUAUAUUUUGGACUUUGAGUACUUUCUGGAAAUGAAUUCAAUACUUAAGAAAAACUUACUGUAGUAAAGUAAUUUAGACUUGCUUACGCUUAUCUGAAAUCAAUUUUCUGCUAUUUGUGUGCGCUGCGAUUGUUUUUAAUUUAUAAACACUGCAAAAAUGCAAAUUUGCUUAAUUCUGUGUAUGCAUGUAUAUUAAAAUGUUAUAAUGUUAUAAGAGCGAUUUAAUGCACAAGUUAUGUAUGUAUGUUUAUGUGAAGCAAUGCGCAUAAACAGUUUGUAAGCUAUUUUCCUUUUUAUUGCAAAUCUCUUUAAGCAUAAACUAGUUUAUUUGCAAAAGCGCACAUACACCAGGUGCAAUAUUCCGAAUUUAUUUCUUGCUAAACUAACAUUCUGCGAUACAAACAUAAAUAAUAAAUAUAAGCAUAUACAAAUUGUAAAAUAAAAUAUUUUGGCAUUGGCAAAUAAAAAAAAAUAAUAA
Anastrepha ludens (Mexican fruit fly) is the source of this 1714-nucleotide messenger RNA. RefSeq names its product nicotinamide/nicotinic acid mononucleotide adenylyltransferase 3 (gene Nmnat). The coding region runs from base 157 to 1158 and encodes 333 amino acids. Gene Ontology annotation, molecular function: nicotinate-nucleotide adenylyltransferase activity; nicotinamide-nucleotide adenylyltransferase activity. The transcript has 8 exons. Gene Ontology annotation, biological process: NAD+ biosynthetic process. NCBI's taxonomy places the organism in Eukaryota, Metazoa, Arthropoda, Insecta, Diptera, Tephritidae. The record is from RefSeq and is a predicted model, not a curated record.